ACUGAUGGGACUGACUACACACAAAGCGGCUGAUUCAGAUGAGCUGCUCAUGACUUGAUCUUCAUCCAAGUCCGUAGAAAGUAGAAACCCUUCAGUAAAGACGGGAGCUCCAGCUGUGACCCACAUCCACCUCCCUGAACCUGUCUCUUCCGCCUUCCUUCUCUUCCUUCUCCUCCUCCUCCUCCCCUUCCUUCUCCCUAACAGGUUGGGUGGAGCUGUUUGUACCUGGACCCUACAACAAAACACAGAAGAGUGGUUCAAGGAUUACAAAAUGGCGUUAUAGUCGGACUUUAUCGUAGUUUAUCGAUUUAAAAAUACGGUAAGUGGAAAUUUGAAUGCUAACGGUCGUAUUGAGACCGCGCGUGACAAUAAGCGUUUUAGCUUCACUCAGCUACUUUCACCUGCUAACACAAUUCUCCGUCCUUUCUAUUUUUACCUGUUUUAAAACGACCAACCUGCUCUGAAGUUUCAUGACAGGAAGUUUGUAAAGCUAACUUGAUGAAAAUGAAUGUUUUAAGUUUGUUAUUCGGUGUAAAAUUAUAUUUUGAGCUGAUACACAAAACGUAACUCAACAUUUUUAAAACGUCCUGACGCAAUCGUACGUCAAUGGUCAGUUUUCUCCUCAAAAAGCCGGAUUUGCCUUUUUUCUUCUUUUUGUAAAUAUGAAGAUUAAAAAGUGAGAUUUUAUUUUUUUAAUAUUUGUAAAUUGUUUGUACUUUAGUUCACAGAGUGUCAUGAAAUGGUUUUAUACGUUCAAAGGUCAUUUUGGUGUCUUGCUUGACGUUAGGUGACGUUAUGAGCCAGCCGCCCCGUUCAAACCGGGGACACCGGGAGAGAAACGGAGACCACCGACACUACCGGGACUCUCACGAUGACCGACAAUCAACACCUGACAGGUGUGCCAUUACACAACACAAUAAUACAUACAUAAGAAUUCAAAUAUCCAACAGAAGAACUAGCUAAUAAAUAGAUUAAGUUUUUGUUUCAUAGCUUUUGGUAUUGGAUUUGACUAUUUAUUAGGGGUGGGAAUCACCAGUGGCCCCACGAUAGGCUACGAUAUUAUCAUGAUUCGUGGGCCACGAUACGAUAUUAUUGUGAUUUGUAAUAUUUUGCAGUACAAUGAGUAUUGCGAUACAAUAUAUUGCAAUUUAUGAUUUUUUUUUUAACUGUUUAGCUAGAUUAGCAUUUGUCUUUCCUUUAUCGUUGUCUUAUUUACGCUGUGUUUUAUUCUCAUGUAGCACAUCUUGCGAACUUUACAUAUAUAUUUGUUGUACAAAUUUUUUCCUGCUCUAUGAUGUCAACUCUGCCAACCUAACUGGACAAACAGAUUAUUUUAUUUCUCCAUUAUCAUAGAUUUGACUUCAUAUUAGCAAUUCAUUUGAAAAAUCGAUACUUGGUAUACGAGACGAUACAAUAUAUCACCAGACACAAUAUCGCGAUACUAUGCUGUAUCAAUUUUUUCUCCAACCCCCACUAUUUAUCACAUGAAUCUACAAAUUUCCAUUGAAAAGAACCACCUAAGUUAGAAUCACUCAUUUUCUAUACUCCUAAAUAUACAAAAUGUUUUAAAGGGAUGUUGCUAUGAGUUCUACACAUUUCAUAUAUCAGUCCGAAAUAAGCUUCCUUAGUUUCAUUCAUUCAUUCUGUUUCUGUUCCAGGCCUUCCUCACGACCCCCGUACUACCCCAGAGAGGAUGACCCCCCUCCAAAUCAUCGGGACGCUCGGGAUGUCCCUCGAGUGGAGCACCAUGGCUCCAAGUGUACAAACAUUUGCUCCAGGAGAGGUGAGACCUGAUCUAAGUGAUUUAAUCUGGGUCAAAUCAAAUGAAAUCUUUCCGGGAGAAGCUGCUGCUGCUACGUCACAGUUUCAGUGUAACUGCAGCUCAGUUCCUCCUGCUACAAAUACUGGACAGACCGGUUUUCGUGUGUCUACAGGCCUCUUUCCUCGAAGCCUGGGAGAGUAGUGUGGCCCUUUGAUAUUUGGGUUAUGUUAAAGAGUAAUCACAUGCCUCCAGUCAUUCAAUACACCUGGUCUGACAAUGGUAUUCCUCUGUGGGGGUGGAUAAAAUGGUGCUUUUAGGAGCUCAAAGUGUGGUCAGAACAGAAAAAGAAGAAAAUGAAGAUCAGGGAUGUUUCUAUGGACAUAAAUACAAAAUUAAAAGUUUAGCCGCAGCCUUUAAGACCCCAAGAUUUCUUUCUUGUUUUUCAGUUUAAUGUCAUUGCUGUGAUAAUAUAUUAUGGUUUUCUACUGCUGGUUAGACAAAACAUUUUAAACACAACCUUGUGCUCCAGGAACCUCUGAUAAGCUUUUUUUUUUUUUUUUUAAAUUUUCUUGGACUUUAAGUGACUCUAAAUGAACGUGUCAAAGAUUAUUUUGAAUAAUUAUGCAAAGGAAGUGGUUUUACUUCUCUGUUGAAUGUUUCCAUACGCUCAGUUUAUCCAGUUUCACAAUGAUUGAUUUUAUUGCCGCACAGACGAUCCCAGGAGAUCCCUCUAACCUUGCUGCUGUCUCUGAUUGUGUCACAGACGUUUUUCAUCCCUGCAUCUCAACACAGAUUUCGAAUUGUUUGUUUUGUUUUACUCCCCGAAGCUCAAAAAGAGCGGUCUUGACCUCUAUGAAGAUCUUGUUUAGAUAUAGAGGAGUACAUUUUGAUUCAGAUCUCACCUUCCAGCCACAUCUACAAAUUAAAAUCUAGUCUAGCUUUGCUCCCUCUGAAUAAGAAUUUGUAUUUACUUCAUUUUGCUCCCUUACUUUUCUCCUCACCUGCUUCACGUUUACAUUUUUGCUCCCUGUAGGCAUCGUGCUGAUCUGUGCCGUUCUGACAAACGCCCUGGUCCUGAUCUGCGUGAUCGCAGCUCAGAUGGUGACUUCAGGAAUGUCCUCCAUGGGUGGACUUGGCGGCUUCGACAUCAACUCCAACUUCAACCUGCAGGGUACCGAGCUGCAGAAAGUACGAGAACUGGACAUGCAGUACAGCCAGAUGAGGGCGCCGGGCAUCUACGGAGGCCUCGCCUUCAGCCUGACGCUCGGUGUCCUGUCGCUGCUGUUUGUUGUGGCAGGAAGUAAACCGCCCCACCUAAUGUCCAAGAAGCUUCUGUAUGGAGCGCUGGUGUUUCAGGCAGUUGGCGCGGUGGCGUAUGUGGUCGCCGUUGGGCUCUACCUGCACUUCAUCAUCAGUGUGAACUCCACUGAUGUGUGUGUGCAGCGUGAGAGGAUAUACACACGAAACGGCUACACUUGGAUGAACUGUGACGUAAGCGGGGCGGACGCAGCUGUGGCCCUGUUCGGGCUCAUCACUGCCAUCCUUUACACCGUCGGCACGGUGCUCACCAUCCGGACCAUCAAAGGAGUGAGGCGCUACCAGCAGGAGCGGAAACGAAGGGAGAUGGAGAAGCAGCAAGCGAGGGCGCACCCUCAGAGAUCCCCUCUGAGGGCCGAGACCACCUCAGUGUGAGGGGGACAAACAAGACAUGGGAGUGUUAACAUGAGAGACCCGUAAGACUCGGUCAAGAACCACAGAACCGACACCUGAAGUUUACAUCAGUGUGAAUCUUAAAUAGUAUCAUGAUUUUGACUUCAUAUUCUGCUACAACUCUGAUCAAAACACGAUGCUUUAAUUUUUACUCUGGCAGAAAGAAUGGAUGAUUUAUUUGCUUGUAUGUUUGGAGUAAAUUGUUCAUGUUGGACUUGACCAGGGAACCUCCAAUCGCACUUUUUGAUGCAAAGCAGCGGCGGCGGCUCCACUCUGAGUUCCUAUUGGCUGUCAGGCGUGUCAAACUGGUGGGGAGACCCUGAUGUGAGCCAAGACGCCCUGGAGGGUUAAAACAUGUCUCAUCGUGCCUCGGAGGAUUCCCCAGAUAUCUGCAUGUAAAGAUCAGAAACUGCUCAGUCAUCAUGAGUCUGUGAGUUCUGAGUUUGAAUUUCACUGAUCAAAACCUGUAUGCGACCAAAACCAGCUCAGGAAUUCAAUUACUAGACCAGACAACUUUAUGGAAAAUUCACCUCACUAACAACUCGAUGAAGAAGGACUAAACUUCCUGUUUCAAUCACGGUCAUGUUAAGCUUUUCCUCCCUCGGCUCAGGAGACAAAUAAAUGAAAUAUCGAAGCUUUUAAACCCGAUUAGAAGAUUACAAAUUCUCAUUUUCUUUAACUCUCAGAGUUUAAUCAUCACAUUACGUUAAACACUCCUCUUAAAUUUGUGAUGUUGCUCUGCAGAGGCUAAUUUUGAAGCUGAAGCAGUAACCUGACCCAGCGUCUGUGGUUUUUAGUCAUAAUGACUGUGAGUGACUGUGUCUGAAGUUUAUAUUGAAGUGUUUGUUUGUAUGUUUGAUUUUAACUUGUUAAUUGUUGUUUUUAUAUCAAAGUUUGAUGUUUUUAUCCAAGAAUUUUGAUACUGAAUCUGUAAAAACAAAUUAAACCUUUAUAUCAAGA
This is a messenger RNA of Xyrichtys novacula (pearly razorfish), 4432 nucleotides long. The record is from the annotation of a GenBank genome assembly. NCBI's taxonomy places the organism in Eukaryota, Metazoa, Chordata, Actinopteri, Labriformes, Labridae.